This is a messenger RNA of Limanda limanda (common dab), 1404 nucleotides long. RefSeq names its product HCLS1 associated protein X-1 (gene hax1). Gene Ontology annotation, cellular component: sarcoplasmic reticulum; clathrin-coated vesicle; mitochondrion. The transcript is spliced from 7 exons. Lineage: Eukaryota; Metazoa; Chordata; Actinopteri; Pleuronectiformes; Pleuronectidae. Gene Ontology annotation, biological process: regulation of actin filament polymerization; negative regulation of apoptotic process. The record is from RefSeq and is a predicted model, not a curated record. Bases 109 to 1002 code for a protein of 297 amino acids.
UGUUGACAGCUGCGUCACUUUGAUGUUCCUUUGAACUCACAUGUUAUAAAUAGUUUCUGUUAAAGUUAUGAAUUAAUUCGCAGCGUGACGUCACCGCUCGGUCGCAAAAUGAGCGUUUUUGAUUUGUUCCGCGGGUUCUUCUCGGUUCCCGGAAGUCACCACCGCGGCCGGAGGGACCCCUUCUUCGAUGCCAUGACCCAUGACGACGACGAUGAUGAUUAUGAUGAUGAAGAGGAGGAUGGCUUCUUCCAUGACGCGGACCGGGGGGGGCAGCAGGAUCCCUUCGACAGCGCCCUGAGGUUCGGCUUCAGCCUGGGUCCAGACGGGAUGAGGAUCCAGGAGCCGCCGCUGUUUGGACACGUCCUCCGGGAGAUGGAGGAGAUCUUCUCCCAGCUGGGACACUGGGACUCGGCACUCGAGUCUGGACACUUCGGUGUUCCCAACAUCACGCCGCCGCCGUCAUCUCAGGACAGACUAGAGGACGGUGGGGGGGGAUCCAGUGGGAACCCCCUGAGGGACUUCAUGUUGAAGACCCCUGACGGAGACACUCGAGGGCCCCAGCCCGGAGCGCAGAGAGAGCCCAGACAAGAUGGCCGCCCUUUUUCCAAGUUCUACGACAUCUGGAAACAGGGGAUUGAGAAACAACCAGCGGAGGGGCACAGAGAAGACAGAGAUCUGGACUCUGCCGUGUCCGCGGGGGGGCUGGACAAGAUUCUGACGCCCCCUGCUGGUCAGGCGCAGAGUCGGCCCAGAAUCCAGUCGUUCUUCCAGUCGGUCUCCAUCAGCAAGGUGGUGAAACCUGACGGGACUGUGGAGGAGAGGAGAACAGUCAGCGAUGGAAAAGGCAAUGAGGAAACCACAGUGACCCGCUCAGGAGGUCCCGGGGUCCUGGAGCGACCCGGCGACCGACCUGGUCCUGGUCUACCCGGUGGUCAACGGCCCUUUUCAGACUUGCGGGAUGAUGACUCGUUGUUUUCCCAGCUCUUCGGAGGGUUUAAAUAACACGUUGGUCCAUUUGUUCUCUGGACUAAUCGAGCGUUGGAUUGUUCACCCGCUAAUAGGGAACGUGAGCUGGGUUUAGACCGUCGGGAGACAGGUUAGUUUGACCCGACUGAUGAUGUGUUGUUGCAAUAGUACUUCUAUUGCGUCAGUAGAGCUGUGAGUUUUCACAGGUUAGAUCUGUAAGUGGACAGAACGCUUUUAAAGACAGACAGCUGCCAAAUUUAUUUAUCGGAUCACCGGCCCGAUGUUAACGCCGGGUUCCCACCCGAACACGUAGCCACACGUCAGGGAUUGAACAGUUCACGAUUGCAUAUUUUAUUUUUGUAUGUUCCCGCAGACAGACCCGUGUUUAUGUAUGUUUAUGAGUGUGAUGAACCAAAUAAAGGGUCUUAAUAUAUUGAA